Molecule: messenger RNA, 345 nt
Organism: Prorocentrum cordatum
Lineage: Eukaryota; Dinophyceae; Prorocentrales; Prorocentraceae
Source: the annotation of a GenBank genome assembly
AUGGCGGACGAGGGGGCCGCCGACGUGAGCGGCCUCUUCACGGGCGAAUGGAGCGAGCCAGAGGAGGUGGCGUACACCCCACGCGACCUGCUGCUCUACGCUGUUGGCAUCGGCUGCGGGCAGGCCGGGUCGGCGCGCUACGCCGACCUGCGGUACGUCUACGAGCAGGAGCUGAAUUUCGCCGCGUUCCCCACGUACCCGUUCUGUCUUGAGUCAGAAGGGGACCACACACGACGUCGACACUCGAGCAAGCUCGAGCUCAUACCUUGGGCUCGAGCCGAUGACCAAGGGCUUCUCCAUGCUGCAGGGCCUUCCCAUCAGAGGAACCAGCGUUGUUGGAGUUGA